Messenger RNA from Suncus etruscus (white-toothed pygmy shrew), 951 nucleotides. RefSeq names its product olfactory receptor 5A1-like. The transcript has a single exon. Bases 1 to 951 code for a protein of 316 amino acids. Lineage: Eukaryota; Metazoa; Chordata; Mammalia; Eulipotyphla; Soricidae. Gene Ontology annotation, cellular component: membrane. The record is from RefSeq and is a predicted model, not a curated record. Gene Ontology annotation, biological process: G protein-coupled receptor signaling pathway; sensory perception of smell. Gene Ontology annotation, molecular function: odorant binding; olfactory receptor activity; G protein-coupled receptor activity.
AUGGUGGGAAAGAACAUCAGCAUUAUGACCAAUUUCAUUCUUUUGGGAUUUUCAGAGCAUCUUGAACUGCAGAUUGUCCUCUUUGUGUUGUUUCUGGGAAUCUACCUUAUGACUCUGGCUUGGAAUCUGGUCCUCAUCAUCUUGAUCAGGAUGGAGUCCCACCUUCACUCCCCUAUGUACUUCUUCCUUGGUAACUUGUCCUUUGUUGACAUUUUCUACACCUCCUGUGUUGCCCCUAAGAUGCUCUGUGACUUCUUCAAAAAGCAGAAGACCAUUUCCUUUGUGGGAUGCGCUGCUCAGUUUUUCUUCUUCAUUGAGAUGGGAGCCACUGAAUGCUGUCUUCUAGCAGCCAUGGCAUAUGACCGGUAUGCUGCCAUCUCUAACCCUCUGCUCUAUACAGCCAUAAUGUCACCCACCAUCUGUUUGGGGAUGGUCAUUACAGCAUAUGCUGGAGGAUUCCUCACUGGAUUGGUCCAAACCAGCAAUGUAUUCCGACUCCAUUUCUGUGGGUCCCGAAUCAUUAACCACUUUUUCUGCGAUCUCCCACCUCUACUCCUCUUAUCUUGUUCUAGGACAUUCUUCAGCCAGGUCGUGAACUUUCUCGUUGUGUGUGCAGUUGGUGGAACAUCGGCUGUUGUUGUUCUGAUUUCCUAUGGCUACAUCAUUGCAGCUGUCAUGAAAAUUCAUUCCACCAAAGGGCGAGCAAAGGCUUUCAACACCUGUGCCUCUCAUCUGACUACAGUCAUUCUCUUCUAUGCCUCCGGUCUGUUCUCCUAUCUUCAUUCAAGUGCUGGAUACUCACAGGACCAAGAUAAGGUGAUUGCCAUAUUCUAUGGAGCUGUGAUUCCUAUGCUGAAUCCCAUCAUAUAUAGUCUGAGAAAUAAGGAGAUCAAAGAUGCAUUGAAAAAAAUCAAAGAGAGGAAGAAGCAUGUCAUCUCUCUGUGCCCUUAA